AUUAAUAAUAUAAGUUUUGCGUGUUCAAGGUUGAGAAUCUUUCACAAAAGAAAGCAACCUGUUGACUAUGCCUGUCAAUAUAAACGGCGGCGUCGAAACGAGUCACUUAAAUCUUAAACAACAUGUCGUCUUUACCUGUUUUAGCACUGUCAAGGAGUCAAUAACUUUGCUGUUUGCUAUUGAUUGAUGGCUUAAGUGGUGCAAUAGCUUCUGCUUACUGUGUAAAGUUGCGCAUUUUAAUAGCAAUAGUCCUGCUCGCCUUUAACAAACUAAACUGAAGCUCGUCCAACAAAGUGCACAAAAAGCGAGCCAUUACAAGCAUGUUGCUGAUUUCACCCCCUUGUAUGUAUGGCACAGAUCUAUCAGAACGACAAUGGUGACCCUACGUACGUACGAACACAAAUAUGCCCGGCCUCAUUGACAAAUGUGUUCCAUGUUGUUAUUAGUUCUAGUUUUAAUUUUGUUUGAUCUCCACAACAAAGAAUAACAAAAAGAGCCCUCACGACACACUAACACCGGCGCGGAGUCCGCCAGAGAAGUGGGAAAUCUUACAGGUAUGACUGUGUACAUCAUAGCGGCAGUCUGUGCCGCCAUGCUCCGCCCCGUGACGGUCCAGGCGGCGGCUGACGUGACGGCUCCUGCGGGAAGACUUGUCGGGCUGGAGCAGGACGUGUUCGGGACGACAGUUCACGCCUUCCUCGGGAUCCCGUACGCACAUCCCCCGGUCGGCGACGGGCGGUUCCGGAGAGCUGAGCGUCUACCUCCGUGGGACGGAGUCUACAAUGCAACAACGUACCCCGACAUGUGUAUCCAAGCGUCAAACCUUGUCGCAGUGGGAGGGGAGAUUACCCAGCAGAGCGAGGACUGUCUGUACCUGAGCGUGUGGCAGCCCGACCCAGUCCCGACCCGAGCCGCAGUCAUGGUCUGGAUUCACGGCGGCGGGUUCAGGACUGGCUCGUCUGCGCAGUACACAGGGAAGUAUCUGACCGCAGCUGAAGGAGUGAUCGUGGUGACCGUCAACUACCGAGUCGGUCCGCUGGGAUUCCUGUGCACAGGAACUGAUGACGCGCCCGGAAACAUGGGUCUGACGGACCAGCUCCUGGCCCUGCAGUGGGUACAGGACAACAUACCGUCUUUCGGGGGCGAUGCCUCCCGGGUGACCAUUUUCGGUCACAGUGCGGGUGCGUCAAGUGUAGGUUUCCAUCUCCUGUCACCGGCAAGCAGAAACGUCUUCAGCCGGGCUAUUUUGCAGAGUGGUACCGCCGUGUUACCGGGUAUGCUCGACACCAUGUCCGACGCUACUGACAAGGCCACGGGGUUUUCUGAAAGCCUCGGCUGUCCAACAGAACACGGUGCAACAGCGCUACUGACCUGCCUGCGGUCUCGGGAUGAACAGCAGUUUGCGACGUUCACCAUGUUCCAGCCGGUUGUGGACAACAACUUCAUCCCUACAAACCCGUCGGAUGCCCUUAACCAUGGCAUGUUCAAAAAGGCCGACAUUCUGAUCGGGACCAAUCCAAACGAAUUUGUCUUCUUCUUUAGCAUCCUCGGCAUUCCUGGUUUCAGCGUCGGCUCGGAAAGUACGGUCGACAGAGAGCAGUUCUUACAAACUAUGAACGCAGGCAUGAUACGAGUACCAGAGCUCAAUGCAUUAGCAUUGGAGGCGGUAGAGUUCCAGUAUACAGACUGGCUACACCCUGACAAAGACACAAGGUACCGGGACAUCCUUGACGCCGCAAGGGGAGACUACUCCUUCGUCUGCCCGGCUGUUACCACGGCCCGCGCCCAUGCCCGACACGGCGCCGCGGUGUACAUGUACCGGUUUGCUCAUCGCGUCACGGCGUCGCCCUGGCCCGACUGGGUUGUGGCGACCCACGGUGACGAACUCCAGUUCGUGUUCGGACUGCCCACCAUCCCUGAUGUCGGCUACAGUACAGAGGACGCCGCAGUGUCCCACACCGUGAUGCGAUACUGGGCAAACUUCGCCAAAACAGGCAAUCCAAACAACGACAGCGACAACAACUUUAACGGGCCAGUGUGGAGCGCCUUCACGGAGACUGACAGAGCCUACAUGUUUCUGGACGGGAGCGGGCCGAGGAUGAUGGGCGGUCUGAAGACUACUGAAUGUGCCCUGUGGGACGUCUACGUGCCAUCACUCAUCAACAAAACAGAUCCACAAGACCCGGUGACGCCGGAGCCCGCCCAGUGCCAGACAACUGCAGAAGUUUCCCUCCCAACAGUUUGGGGUCAGAGUCUGACACUGGCGCUUUUCUUCAGCUUCAUCAAGGACGUCCUCAGCUUCAUCACGGCCAUCCUCGCUGUGUAGGAGAUGAUAACUGAAACUUAGUGAUACAGGCUGGCCAGAUAGUAAUGA
Branchiostoma belcheri (Belcher's lancelet) is the source of this 2374-nucleotide messenger RNA. Its product is annotated as cholinesterase 1-like. NCBI's taxonomy places the organism in Eukaryota, Metazoa, Chordata, Leptocardii, Amphioxiformes, Branchiostomatidae. Gene Ontology annotation, molecular function: acetylcholinesterase activity. Gene Ontology annotation, biological process: choline metabolic process; acetylcholine catabolic process. Bases 557 to 2326 code for a protein of 589 amino acids. The record is from RefSeq and is a predicted model, not a curated record. The transcript has 6 exons. Gene Ontology annotation, cellular component: plasma membrane.